AUGUUCUCGGGUACACGACUUGCCAGUUCGCGCAGUAUUAGUGCAGGCACUAUGCCUGCACUCAGUUCUGGGCCUCGAACACCAUCAUCAUUUCCGGAACGACCUCCAUCAGGCCGUUCCGCGGUUCCCAUGUAUCUCGGUGGGGAGGAAAUCCUCUCCAACGAAUACGAAUACGAGCCUGAUCUCGUUUCGUCUUCGGGUCUUCAUAGCCCACUAUCCUCUCGACAAUCUAACGUGUCGAACUGCGUGCGUCACGCAGCGGCGGUGGCCAAGGUGGGAAGAAACUCCUCGUAUGGUCAACCCCAGGUUGACCAUGGCUCUCACGGUCUGCUUGAGCGUGUUGCCGCUCUGGAACAAUCCCAGAGCGCGGAGCUUGCCGCUCUGCAACAGGAGCUGCGCGUCUUAAGAGCGCAGGUCGCAACGGCCGCUCAGACCGCUUCCGACAUCCAAGUCAAACUUGGGUUGAAGCUGGCUAGGCUGUCCGACCGCGUCGUCGCGAUCGAGAAGCAGGCUCACGCUGCUUCGUCGUCCUCGUCAUCGACACUAGAUGACUCGUGUUGCCGGUAA
Molecule: messenger RNA, 567 nt
Organism: Phytophthora nicotianae INRA-310
Lineage: Eukaryota; Oomycota; Peronosporomycetes; Peronosporales; Peronosporaceae
Exons: 2
Coding region: 1-567 (188 amino acids)
Source: RefSeq, a predicted model, not a curated record